Messenger RNA from Sphaerodactylus townsendi, 1413 nucleotides. It is a transcript of the gene ABRA, whose product is annotated as actin binding Rho activating protein. Gene Ontology annotation, biological process: positive regulation of transcription by RNA polymerase II; positive regulation of Rho protein signal transduction. Gene Ontology annotation, molecular function: actin binding. The record is from RefSeq and is a predicted model, not a curated record. NCBI's taxonomy places the organism in Eukaryota, Metazoa, Chordata, Lepidosauria, Squamata, Sphaerodactylidae. The transcript is spliced from 2 exons. Gene Ontology annotation, cellular component: sarcomere. Bases 95 to 1285 code for a protein of 396 amino acids.
UUAAAUCCUCACCCAUUCCCUUCAAGCUAUUUAUUUGCUACAGGAUGGUCAUCACAAAGUAGAUGAAACACAAAAGUAAGUCACAGCAAACACCAUGCCAUCCGAAGACUGCCAGAAUACUACCUCUGCUAAAAGGGCCAUCAAAAAAAUCAGAACAGCUAGCCUGGUUAUCAGCUUGGCACGAGGUUGGCAGCAGUGGGCAACUGAUCACCACACAAAACAAGCUGAGGAACCCAGCGGAUGGGUGCCCAAUGAGGAGACGCCAUUAAGCAUUCCGUCCAAAAAGAGAAUAUCCCCCAAGCAGCCGACAUCCAUCCAGAAAGACCAAGCAAAGGCUGAUGUGAAGUUGCCAUCAGAACAGGAGGCACCAAAAGAAAAUGAAGGACAGAGUCCAAGUGAGUCCGAAGAAGCCCUCCAGAAACUGCACAUUAGAAGCAAAGAAGUGACCAAAACAGUUGAAAGCAAAAUCUAUGAAAGAGGAAGUGGAGUUAAUUUUCUCAGCAACAAAUAUGAAAAAGAUGAGUGUCUGGAGACAGACAAGGGUAACGAAGACCUCACAAACAUUGACAAACUCCUCAGUGGUAAAAUAUCUCCUACAAGAAGGAGAAAAUGUUCUAACCUGGUAUCAGAGCUGACGAAGGGAUGGAAACAGAUAGAAAAUGAGGACAAAACCUCAGAAAAAGACCUAUGCCAUUAUCGCAGCGACAGCUUGGAUACUGAGGACAGUGGCUUUGGAGGAGAUUCUGAGGACAGGCUUGAUCUAGAAGACAGCAGCCAAGAAAGUGUGAGUGCCAUAAGGAUAAAACGUCCCACAUCAUCACUUGCCAGCAGAAACAUCAAAGCGCCAAAGAAAUACAGUCCUGUUCACAACCUGAAGGGAAGAUGGGAAGGGUGGGCGGAUGAACAUGUUCUAACACAAAAACUCAACCCCUUUAGUGAAGAAUUCGACUAUGAGCUUGCCAUGAGUACCCGCCUGCACAAAGGAGACGCGGGCUACGGUCGUCCCAAAGAGGGGACAAAAACGGCAGAAAGGGCCAUGAGAGCGGAGGCCCACAUCCACCGAGAAAUGAAGGACUUGUGCUUCAUCAUUCGGACAAUGGUCUCUCUCCGACGCGAUGGCAAGGUACAAGUCACUUUUGGAGAAUUAUUUGACAGAUACGUCCGUAUUUCAGAUAAGGUUGUUGGAAUACUCAUGAGGGCCAGGAAACACGGGAUGGUCAGCUUUGAAGGAGAAAUGUUGUGGCAAGGCCGAGAUGAUAAUGUGAUAAUAACUUUGUUAGAAUAACAUUUAGUCCUGGGAUUGUCCCAAGUGUAUUGAUUCUCAGCCAUUUGUUACCUCAGAAUCUGAAAGCUGUCUCUCAGUUUGCUGGAAAGAUCAGAGACAGCAGUUUAUAUUCAAUGUAGUUUGUAUUG